AUGGCGCCAGCAGCUCAAGAUGCCGAUCCCGAAAAAAGUAUCGAGAUGUGGAAGAUCAAGAAACUGAUCAAAAACCUCGAGAAGGCCAGAGGUAACGGUACCUCGAUGAUCUCCCUGAUCAUGCCUCCAAAGGGUCAGAUCCCAAUCACGCAAAAGAUGUUGACAGAUGAAUACGGAACUGCCUCCAAUAUCAAAUCGCGUGUCAACCGUCUCUCGGUCCUCUCGGCAAUCACUUCGACUCAGCAGAAGUUGAAACUGUACAGCAAAGUUCCACCUAACGGACUGGUGAUCUACUGUGGUGAUGUCAUAACGGAGGAAGGCAAGGAGAAGAAGCUCAACAUCGAUUUCGAGCCUUUCAAGGCCAUUAACACGUCGCUGUACUGGUGUGAUAACAGAUUCCACACAGAGCCGCUUUCUGCUCUUCUGGAGGCUGACGACAAGUUCGGAUUUAUCGUCAUGGACGGUCAUGGUGUUCUGUUGGGCACCCUGUCCGGUAACACCAGAGAGGUCCUGUACAAGUACGCCGUUGAUCUUCCAAAGAAGCACGGAAGAGGUGGUCAAUCUGCACUGCGUUUCUCGCGUUUGAGAGACGAAAAGAGACACAAUUACGUCAGGAAGGUGGGUGAACUGGCAGUCCAGUUUUUCAUCACCAACGAUAAGGUGAACGUGACCGGUAUGAUUCUGGCUGGUUCUGCCGACUUCAAAACCGAGCUAUCGACAUCUGACAUGUUUGACAUCAGAUUGCAAGCCAAGAUCGUCAAGAUUGUGGAUAUCUCUUACGGUGGUGAGAACGGUUUCAACCAGGCCAUUGAGCUUUCGGCAGAGGCUCUUGCCAACGUCAAGUUCAUCCAGGAGAAGAAGCUGAUCACCCAAUAUUUCGACGAAAUUUCCCAGGAUACUGGUAAGUUCUGUUACGGUAUCGACGAUACUCUCAAGGCCCUCGAGAACGGUGCUUGUGAUACCCUCAUUGUCUACGAGAACUUGGACAUUGUCAGAUACACCUUGAAGGACUCCGAAGGUAACGAGAAGAUUGUCCAUGCUUCUCCAGCUGCCACCAAGGAAUGGAUGAUUGACUCGGCCACCGGUCAGGAGAUGGAGGUCGUUGAGGAGAUCACCUUCUUGGAAUGGUUAGCUGAAAAUUACAAAAAGUACGGUGCCACUCUGGAAUUUGUCACAGACAGGUCGUCUGAAGGUGCUCAGUUCGUGAAAGGUUUCGGUGGUGUUGGUGCUCUGUUGAGAUAUAACUUGAACUUUGAGCAGUUGACCUCUGAUUCUGAUGAUGAGUAUUACGAUAGCGAUUAA
Kuraishia capsulata CBS 1993 is the source of this 1302-nucleotide messenger RNA. RefSeq lists its product as uncharacterized. Gene Ontology annotation, molecular function: translation release factor activity, codon specific; sequence-specific mRNA binding. Gene Ontology annotation, biological process: cytoplasmic translational termination. Bases 1 to 1302 code for a protein of 433 amino acids. The record is from RefSeq and is a predicted model, not a curated record. The transcript has a single exon. NCBI's taxonomy places the organism in Eukaryota, Fungi, Ascomycota, Pichiomycetes, Pichiales, Pichiaceae. Gene Ontology annotation, cellular component: cytosol; translation release factor complex.